This is a messenger RNA of Folsomia candida, 1209 nucleotides long. RefSeq lists its product as uncharacterized. The transcript has 4 exons. Gene Ontology annotation, biological process: deoxyribonucleotide biosynthetic process. Gene Ontology annotation, cellular component: cytosol. The record is from RefSeq and is a predicted model, not a curated record. The coding region runs from base 1 to 1209 and encodes 402 amino acids. Lineage: Eukaryota; Metazoa; Arthropoda; Collembola; Entomobryomorpha; Isotomidae. Gene Ontology annotation, molecular function: ribonucleoside-diphosphate reductase activity, thioredoxin disulfide as acceptor.
AUGGCAAACACUUCAAUAAAAGCCGUGAAUAGCUACUUGGACUUGUUCACAUUAAACGCUAGUGACGUGUCCACUUUAAAUUCAUAUCAUGUUCCAGUUUUCCCAACAGUUUCGACAAAGGAAAUAGCGGCGCCACUAGAGUUUAAUGUUAGUGGCGUUCCCGGAGUCGACCUUAGCUGUACAAAUAACUUACUCCAUUCGUUAUUUGACAUGGUAGAAGUCUACAUGAAUGGAAAAUUAAUAUCAUCCAAACCGUUCUAUCACUACUGUGCAUAUUUGUUAAACCACCUCUCCUAUAGUGAAGUAUACAAGAAGGAAAUAUUAAAAAACGCACUUUAUAUUCGGGACACCAACGCUGAUGAGCAAAGUGAUGACAACGAUGGUUACGCAUCAAGAAAAUCGUAUCUUGCUAAAAGUCAGUCGGUGGAAUUAUGUGGGCGGAUCAUGGACGAUGUCUGUCUUCAACCUAGAUGGAUUCUUCCUCUGGUUGACUUUAAACUCAAACUGAGACGAGCACCGGUUAGAUUUAGUUUAGCUUCAGCGGUGGACACGACAGAGUAUAUAAUCUCGAUUGACGAAGCUGUAUUCUACAUCAAAAAUCAACUUGUGUCACCAAAAGUCGUGGAACUACAUGAGAAAAUUCUUGAUAAACAGAAAGCUUUGUAUCCACUAGUUAGGAAUGAGAUUAAAACUGUGUCAGUUGCAAAAGGUUCCAAAAUUCCUGUAACAGAAAAUAUUUUUUCAACCGUUCAACUACGCCAACGUAUUGUCAUAGGUUUGGUUGAGACAGACUCAAUUAGUGGAAAAUAUUCCAAGAACCCAUUCAACUUUGCUAACUUCAACCUGUCACGUUUUGUUGUCUCGAUUAAUAAUGUUCCUCUAGAAUAUCGUUCCUUGAACUUGACUUUCUCUACACGGUACUUGUUAGCUUAUCAAAGUUUUAUAGAUGGUUUGAGUCUGGAAAACAAGACCAUCGGGAUAGACCGCUCUAGUUUUGCCGACGGAAACACGUUAUUUGCUUUCCAACUACAGAGUUUCCAGAGUGAGACUAGUUUUUAUCCUACUAACGGUACAUUUAAACUCGAAUUAGACUUUUCUCAAGAACUUUCAGCUGCUGUUACUGUUAUAAUUUUAUCACAGACUCAGAAUCUCUUGACUAUUAAUAAGUAUAGGGAAGUAGAAAUUGAGAAUCAAGGACUUUUACGAUAA